AUGGUUUCUAAACACACUGAUAUAGUCUCGAAAGAAAAGAAGAACCGGAAGGGCAUUCUUCUGACAGAUAAAGUGAAGAUUAUCCAUGAUCUGGAGAAUGGAAUUGCAGUUCAAGAGAUAAUGAAAAAGUACCGCAUUAGAUCACGAUCUACCAUCUACACUAUUCGAAAAUCUAAAGUUAAGAUAAUGAACAAUAUUGCAAACAUUCAUGGAAACAUUGCACACCGCAAAAACUUCAAACAAGCUCCAAGUUACCCAAAGGUGGAUGAAGCAUUGUACCUUUGGUUUCUGCAACAAAGACAACGCCACAUUCCGGUGAGCCAAGAAAUGCUCCAAAUUCAAUCAGUUAAAUUUGUCAACGAAUUGGAAGGUGAGUCUCAUUUUGGAAGUAGAGGUUACAUUGACAAAUUCAUCAAGAGAUAUGAAAUUCGCCUUCUCAAAAUUACGGGCGAAAAAUUGUCCAGCAAUAUGGCUGCAAUUGAGGACUACAUCAAGAAGUUCUCUACAGGAAUGCAAAUAGAAACUUAUGCCCGAGUCAGAUUACUUACUUACGUUGAUAAAAAUUCAGUAGGGGCACCAGGAAAGAAAACUAUCAAAGAACGUUUGACUUUUAUGCCAUGUUCUAACAUGGACGGUACAUUGAAGUUACCUCUGAUGGUCAUCGGGAAGUAUCUUAAUCCUCGAUCAUUGAAGAAUAUGAAGGAGCUGCCUGUUAACUACACAACAUCCAAGAACGCUUGGAUGACACAAUCAGGUCUUCCAAUUCCACUUUUUAAUGCAGAGGAACUGAAAACUAGUGACGGUGCUAUAAGCACUAUGUUUCUACUCCCAAACAAAACAGCGGCCUACAUUCAACCUAUGGAUCAGAACGUAAUCCAAAUGAUAAAAUCACGCUAUAGGAAGAUCAUGAUGAGAGAGAUUUUUGGUAGAUCAGGCAUAACACCGGUGGGCACGCUGAAGAACCUGUCGGAAAACGAUCGUCGUGACAGAUCGGAAUAG
This is a messenger RNA of Toxorhynchites rutilus septentrionalis, 999 nucleotides long. RefSeq names its product jerky protein homolog-like. The coding region runs from base 1 to 999 and encodes 332 amino acids. Lineage: Eukaryota; Metazoa; Arthropoda; Insecta; Diptera; Culicidae. The transcript has 4 exons. Gene Ontology annotation, cellular component: nucleus. The record is from RefSeq and is a predicted model, not a curated record. Gene Ontology annotation, molecular function: DNA binding.